Molecule: messenger RNA, 780 nt
Organism: Xyrauchen texanus (razorback sucker)
Lineage: Eukaryota; Metazoa; Chordata; Actinopteri; Cypriniformes; Catostomidae
Product: butyrophilin-like protein 2
Exons: 3
Coding region: 1-780 (259 amino acids)
Biological process (GO): cell surface receptor signaling pathway; negative regulation of T cell proliferation; immune response
Cellular component (GO): external side of plasma membrane
Source: RefSeq, a predicted model, not a curated record
AUGUACCAAUUGAUUAUUAUCUCACUUCUGCUGGUGAACUCUGAUGGCUUUCAGGUGCGAGGUCCCUCUGGUCCUCUAGAUGUUCCUCUGGGAGGUUCAGUGGUUUUGCCCUGUUAUGUCGACAAACCCUUAACAAUGGAGGGUCUGGAGGUGGAUUGGAGAAGAUCAGACACAGAGACUCUGGUUCAUCUGUAUCAAGAUGGUGAGAGUCGACCAGAGGUCCAGCAGCAGGAUUAUCAUGAUAGAGCUCAUUUCUUUACUGACCAGAUUCAACACGGAAACUUCUCCCUCCUGUUGAUCAAUGUGACAGCUGAAGAUGAGGGAAAGUACAGAUGUAAAGUUUUCAGUGGGCAGGAUUCUGGUGAAACUGUGGUCGAAAUAAAACAUGUUGAGCGUUUGAUAGUCUCGGGAUCAGAUCACUCCAUAUCUGCGUAUGCGGGUGAAGACGUCACUCUGAACUGCUCUGUGGACUCUCACAUCACACCUGAAGAGAUUGAAGAGCUUUCAUGGAAGAAAACAGAUAAAGAUGGAGAUAUUCUGGUCCUGCUCUACCAAAACAAUGAACCUUUACCCGAAUCAUCACAUGAGCAAUACAGAGACAGAGUUGAGUUCUUCACUGAUGAAAUCUCCAAAGGAAACUUCUCUCUCAGACUGAAGAGUGUCAGAACUGAAGAUAAAGGAGUUUAUAUGUGUCAAGUGUUUGCUGGAGGAGUUUCAGCCGACACAACUGUAGAACUGGAACAACUGGGUGAGUCACAGAUAAAUAAGAAAAACACAUAA